AUGGCAGGAUAUGACCAGCUAACGGAAGUGAAGAAGGAGAGUGAAGAAGAAUUUGAUGAUUUCCUACAAGAGUAUCUGUUAACAACUCAACAAGACAAAGAAGAACUUGAACUGGAACAUGAAUGUAAGACUGAAAUACUCAUGUCACUACAGGAAAUUAAAAAGGAAGACAUAUCUCGAGUUCUUCAUGAUGACACAGAUUAUUUUCCAAGAGGAGACAUUCAAAGGAAUCAAGCAAUUAAAACAGAACACAGGAAGGAAAAGCUCUCAUGUAGCCAGGAGACGUCAUACCAGAAAUUACCACGGGAGUUGGAAACCAGGGAGGAGCUGCUCACUGGCCAUCAGAUUACACAUUCUGAUGACAAACUACAUAAAUGUUCUCAGUGUGGAAAAACCUUUAUUAAUAAGUACACUCUUAAGGAACAUCAGAUGAUCCAUACUGGAGAAAAGCCACAUCAGUGUUUGCAGUGUGGAAAGGCCUUUACACACAAGGGUUAUCUCAAGAGACAUCAGAUGAUCCAUACUGGAGAAAAGCCACAUCAGUGUUUGCAGUGUGGAAAGGCUUUUAUACAUAAGAAUAACCUUCAGGCACAUAAGAGGAUCCAUUCUGGAGAAAAGCCACAUCAGUGUUUGCUGUGUGGAAAGGCUUUUUCACAUUCAAGUAAUCUUACAGAACAUCAGAGGAUCCAUUCUGGAGAAAAGCCACAUCAGUGUUCGCAGUGUGGAAGGGCCUUUACGCAAAAGAGUUAUCUGAAGAAUCAUCAGAGGAUCCAUUCUGGAGAAAAGCCACAUCAGUGUUUGCUGUGUGAAAAGGCUUUUAAAAAAAAGGGUCACCUCAAGAUACAUCAGUCGAUCCAUACUGGAGAAAAGCCACAUCAGUGUUCGCAGUGUGGGCAGGCUUUUACUCAAAAGGGUGACCUCAAGAUACAUCAGAGGAUCCAUACUGGAGAAAAGCCACAUCAGUGUUUGCUGUGUGGAAAGGCUUUUUCACAUUCAAGUAAUCUUACAAAUCAUCAGAGGAUCCAUUCUGGAGAAAAGCCACAUCAGUGUUCGCAGUGUGGAAAGGCCUUUACAAGAAAGGGUGGUCUCAAGAAACAUCAGAGGAUCCAUACUGGAGAAAAGCCACAUCAGUGUUUGCUGUGUGGAAAGGCUUUUACACAAAAGGGUUACCUCAAGAUACAUCAGUCGAUCCAUACUGGAGAAAAGCCACAUCGGUGUUUGCUGUGUGGAAAGGCUUUUUCACAUUCAAGUAAUCUUACAGAACAUCUGAGGAUCCAUUCUGGAGAAAAGCCACAUCAGUGUUCGCAGUGUGGAAAGGCCUUUACAAGAAAGGGUGGUCUCAAGAAACAUCAGAGGAUCCAUACUGGAGAAAAGCCACAUCAGUGUUUGCAUUGUGGAAAGGCUUUUACACAUAAAUCUCAUCUCAAGCUACACCAGCGGACCCAUACUGGAGAAAAGCCACAUCAGUGUUUGCAGUGUGGAAAGGCCUUUACACAGAAGGGUGAUCUCAAGAAACAUCAGAAGAUCCAUUCUGGAGAAAAGCCACAUCAGUGUACUACAUGUGGGAAGCUUUUCAUGACAGUCUCAGAUCCUCACUGUACAUAAGAUUGCACACACUGGAGAAAUGCUACGUCCAUGUUCACAAUGUGGAAAGGCCUUUGCUCAAAACUCUUGUCUCAAGGGACACCUAAGGAUCCAUACAUGAAAAAA
Molecule: messenger RNA, 1710 nt
Organism: Sardina pilchardus (European sardine)
Lineage: Eukaryota; Metazoa; Chordata; Actinopteri; Clupeiformes; Clupeidae
Product: zinc finger protein OZF-like
Exons: 3
Coding region: 1-1605 (534 amino acids)
Biological process (GO): regulation of transcription by RNA polymerase II
Cellular component (GO): nucleoplasm
Molecular function (GO): RNA polymerase II cis-regulatory region sequence-specific DNA binding; DNA-binding transcription repressor activity, RNA polymerase II-specific
Source: RefSeq, a predicted model, not a curated record